Molecule: messenger RNA, 3128 nt
Organism: Carassius gibelio (silver crucian carp)
Lineage: Eukaryota; Metazoa; Chordata; Actinopteri; Cypriniformes; Cyprinidae
Product: titin-like
Exons: 2
Coding region: 466-2427 (653 amino acids)
Source: RefSeq, a predicted model, not a curated record
CAGUGUCUGGGUUGUUGUUCCCCGGGGUUCCACUAGAUGUCCUCCUUCUCACGGUGCCUGUCCCAGAUCACUUCCUGUUCCCUUAUAUGGUCACCUUCCUCCUUGUUACCUGAUUGAUUGUUCACCCCACCUGUCUCCUGUUUCCCAAUUAUCCUUCUGUGUAUAAAUACCCAGUCUGUCUUAGUCUAUGUCACGGAGUCCUUGUCUGAUGUCAUUGUGUUUCAGGUCCAUCAGUCUUGCUUUGUCUUACCCUAUGUGUCUCAUUCUCUCGUUCCACCAGACUUCCUCUACCUUUCCGUUCUUCCGAGUUCCCCGUUUCAUCCGGUUCCCUUUUUGUUUGAUUUGUCUCUCAUGACUGUUUAUUUUGUAUUUACCCCUCUGUUUAAAUAAAACCCUUACCUGCAUUUGGAUCUACCCUCUCUUUGUGUUUUUCCCCAAUACCUAUCGUGACAGAAGGACUCCGUCAUGCCUAGAUCCAGCGGUGUGGGAUUUCGAAUCGGUUCCCCAGCCACCAUGGAGGAACGGAGGGGGAGAUAUCAGAACUUAAUCACCCUUCAUCAAGAGGGAAGUGAGGUGGGUGGCCUGGCGCAAUUGUUUUGGACUAUGGCAGUCGGGCUAGGUUACAAUGAUGCAGCACUAAAGGAUUUAUUUAAUAAUUGCCUGGAUGAUCCUUUACCUUCAUGGGAGAUGAAGGGGUUAGAGAUACUGGACUUUUGGGGGUUUACCAAUUACCUGCACCAUCGUGCCCAGUGGGGUGCAACAACCACACCAGAGUGUCCAGACAAGGCUGCCAGCUCAGCCCCACAGCACAAGAUGGCCGCCAACCCAGCCCCACAACCCAAGAUGGCCAUCAGCCCAGCCCCACAGCCCAAGAUGGCCGCCAACCUAGCGUCACAGCCCAAGAUGGCCGCCAGCCCAGCACCACAGCACAAGAUGGCCGACUCAACGCCACGGACUCCCCAUCGUAGAGGGCGGAGGAGGAGACAGGCAGCUGCUGUUCCCGAGGCGGAGCCCGAGGCAGUUCCCGAAGCGGUGCCCGAGGCUGUUCCCGAGGCGGUGCCCGAUGCAGUUCCCGAGGCGGAGCCCGAUGCAGUUCCCGAGGCGGUGCCCGAUGCAGUUCCCGAGGCGGUGCCCGAUGCUGUUUCCGAGGCGGUGCCCGAUGCAGUUCCCGAGGCGGUGCCCGAUGCUGUUUCCGAGGCGGUGCCCGAUGCAGUUCCCGAGGCGGUGCCCGAUGCAGUUCCCGAGGCGAAGCCCGAUGCAGUUCCCGAUGCAGUUCCCGAGGCGGUGCCCGAUGCUGUUUCCGAGGCGGUGCCCUAUGCAGUUCCCGAGGCGGAGCCCGAUGCAGUUCCCGAGGCGGUGCUCGAUGCAGUUCCCGAGGCGGUGCUCGAUGCAGUUUCCGAGGCGGUGCCCGAUGCAGUUUCCGAGGCGGUGCUCGAUGCAGUUCCCGAGGCGGUGCCCGAUGCUGUUUCCGAGGCGGUGCCCGAUGCUGUUUCCGAGGCGGUGCCCGAUGCAGUUCCCGAGGCGGAGCCCGAUGCAGUUCCCGAGGCGGUGCCCGAUGCUGUUCCCGAGGCGGUGCCCGAUGCUGUUUCCGAGGCGGUGCCCGAUGCAGUUCCCGAGGCGGUGCCCGAUGCUGUUCCCGAGGCGGAGCCCGAUGCUGUUUCCGAGGCGGAGCCCGAUGCAGUUCCCGAGGCGGUGCCCGAUGCUGUUCCCGAGGCCGAGGUCGUUCCCGAGGCGGUGCCCGAUGCAGUUCCCGAGGCGGAGCCCGAUGCAGUUCCCGAGGCGGAGCCCGAUGCUGUUCCCGAGGCGGAGCCCGAUGCUGUUCCCGAGGCGGAGCCCGAUGCUGUUCCCGAGGCGGAGCCCGAUGCUGUUCCCGAGGCGGAGCCCGAUGCUGUUCCCGAGGCGGAGCCCGAUGCAGUUCCCGAGGCGGAGCCCGAUGCAGUUCCCGAGGCGGAGCCCGAUGCAGUUCCCGAGGCAGUGCCCGAUGCUGUUCCCGAGGCCGAGGUCGUUCCCGAGGCGGUGCCCGAUGCAGUUCCCGAGGCGGAGCCCGAUGCUGUUCCCGAGGCGGUGCCCGAUGCUGUUCCCGAGGCGGUGCCCGAUGCUGUUCCCGAGGCGGUGCCCGAGGUUGUUCCCGAGGCGGUGCCCGAUGUUGUUCCCGAGGCGGUGUCCGUUACAGUUCCCGAGGCGGUGACCACAAGGCCGUGGUGGUCUUCGGCUCCGUCCUGGGGGACUCUGGCGGUGACCACGAGGACGUGGUGGUCGUCCGCUCCACCCUGGGGGACUCUGGUGAUGACCAUGAGGACGUGGUGGUCUUCUGCUCCGACCUGGUGGACUCCGGCCUCGACCACAGAGACGUGGUGGUCUUCCGCUCCGCCCUGGAGGGCUCUGGCCUUGACCACACGGCUGUGGUGGUCAUCUGCUCCGUCCUAGUGGACGCCUCAACAUGUCCUUCAUGGACUUAUGUUUUGUGUUUUUUGAGUUUUGUUUCUGUCUGUUCUCUUUAGUUUAGUCUGGCCCUCCGUCCCUCCCCCUGUACCUCCUCCGGUCCUCCUCCCUCCUGAUCUCCCGGUUUUAUGUAUCAUUUCUGGUGUUUGUCCCCCAUGUGUUCCUUUUCUGGCCCUCCGUCCCUCCCCCUGAGCCUCCACCUGUCCGCCUCCCUCCUGGUCUCUGUGUCAUGUUUUGUCUUUAAGCGUCUGGUAGCCGCUCCGUUGAGGGGGGGUACUGUCACAGUGUCUGGGUUGUUGUUCCCCGGGGUUCCACUAGAUGUCCUCCUUCUCACGGUGCCUGUCCCAGAUCACUUCCUGUUCCCUUAUAUGGUCACCUUCCUCCUUGUUACCUGAUUGAUUGUUCACCCCACCUGUCUCCUGUUUCCCAAUUAUCCUUCUGUGUAUAAAUACCCAGUCUGUCUUAGUCUAUGUCACGGAGUCCUUGUCUGAUGUCAUUGUGUUUCAGGUCCAUCAGUCUUGCUUUGUCUUACCCUAUGUGUCUCAUUCUCUCGUUCCACCAGACUUCCUCUACCUUUCCGUUCUUCCGAGUUCCCCGUUUCAUCCGGUUCCCUUUUUGUUUGAUUUGUCUCUCAUGACUGUUUAUUUUGUAUUUACCCCUCUGUUUAAAUAAAACCCUUACCUGCA